Molecule: messenger RNA, 1036 nt
Organism: Grammomys surdaster
Lineage: Eukaryota; Metazoa; Chordata; Mammalia; Rodentia; Muridae
Gene: Ssr2
Product: signal sequence receptor subunit 2
Exons: 6
Coding region: 75-626 (183 amino acids)
Cellular component (GO): membrane; endoplasmic reticulum
Source: RefSeq, a predicted model, not a curated record
CAUUUCCGGUCUUUUGGAGGCUGACGUUGUUUUCCGGUUAUCUGUGGCCUAGGGAGGCGUUUGGGGUAUUCACGAUGAGGCUGCUGGCGGUUGCGGUGUUGGCUCUGUUAGCUGUCAGUCAAGCAGAAGAAGGAGCCAGGCUUUUGGCCUCCAAAUCAUUGCUCAAUAGAUACGCUGUGGAAGGGAGGGACCUGACCCUGCAAUAUAACAUCUACAAUGUUGGCUCCAGUGCUGCACUAGAUGUGGAAUUAUCUGACGAUUCCUUCCCUCCAGAGGACUUCGGCAUUGUCUCUGGUAUGCUCAACGUCAAAUGGGACCGCAUUGCCCCUGCUAGCAAUGUCUCCCACACAGUGGUCCUGCGUCCUCUCAAAGCUGGCUACUUCAACUUCACUUCUGCCACGAUUACUUACCUGGCUCAGGAAGAUGGGCCUGUUGUGAUUGGCUCCACCAGCGCCCCUGGACAGGGAGGAAUCCUGGCUCAGCGGGAGUUUGACAGGAGAUUCUCCCCCCAUUUUCUGGACUGGGCAGCCUUUGGGGUCAUGACCUUGCCCUCCAUAGGCAUCCCUCUGCUCCUGUGGUAUUCCAGCAAGAGGAAAUAUGACACUCCCAAACCCAAGAAGAACUGAAUGCAGUUUCCUCGGCCCUUCUCUCCAAGAAACCAGCUGUUUUCUAGACUCCAGAGGGUGUCAAAUGUGUUUCUUGGCCCUUGGCCCGAGCCUAUUUAGUCCUGAAUCUUACCCGGAACUCAAGGCAGGCCUGGAGGUCUGAGAAGGCCUCCCUGCUGUCACUGAAGCCAUACAGACAGGACCACCUUUAGCCACAGCUUCGGGGCUUGAGGGUCCCACCAGGGUGCUGUUGGUAUAUUAUUAGCAACGUGAACUCUUGGGGUCCAGGAGGGGCCUUUGGACACUGUCUGACACCCCCAUCCCCUGGCAGCUCCUCUCAAGAGGGUAGAAGAUUAUGGGGGCUACACAGGCUCUGCCUGGAUUAGGGGUACUUACCAAAUGGAUUUUCUAAUAAAAACAAAUGCCAUACC